AUGGAGGUUUAUUACCUGACUGUGGAUCUCGAACCUUUUCAAUCUGCUGUCGGGAUCCGAUCAAACUUUCCCCAAGAAAACUAUAUCCUGACUUUUCCCCUUUCAUUCCCUCCUUUUAUCUCCUAUUUACCCCCUCCUCUUAUCUCCACUUUACCCCCUCCUCUUUUCUCUGAUUUACCCCCUCCUCUUUUCUCUGAUUUACCCCCUCCUCUUAUCUCCACUUUACCCCCUCCUCUUAUCUCCGAUUUACCUCCUCCUCUUAUCUCCACUUUACCCCUCCUCUUAUCUCCGAUUUACCCCUCCUCUUAUCUCCACUUUACCCCCUCCUCUUAUCUCCGAUUUACCUCCUCCUCUUAUCUCCACUUUACCCCCUCCUCUUAUCUCCGAUUUACCCCUCCUCUUAUCUCCACUUUACCCCCUCCUCUUAUCUCCGAUUUACCCCCUCCUCUUAUCUCCGAUUUACCCCCUCCUCUUAUCUCCGAUUUACCCCCUCCUCUUAUCUCCGAUUUACCCCCUCCUCUUAUCUCCGAUUUACCUCCUCCUCUUAUCUCCACUUUACCCCCUCCUCUUAUCUCUGAUUUACCUCCUCCUCUUAUCUCCACUUUACCCCCUCCUCUUAUCUCCGAUUUACCCCCUCCUCUUAUCUCCACUUUACCCCCUCCUCUUAUCUCCAUUUUACCCCCUCCUCUUAUCUCCGAUUUACCCCCUCCUCUUAUCUCCACUUUACCCCCUCCUCUUAUCUCCGAUUUACCCCCUCCUCUUAUCUCCACUUUACCCCCUCCUCUUAUCUCCAAUUUACCCCCUCCUCUUAUCUACGAUUUACCCCCUCCUCUUAUCUCCACUUUACCCCCUCCUCUUAUCUCCACUUUACCCCUCCGCUUAUCUCCGAUUUACCCCUCCUCUUAUCUCCACUUUACCCCCUGCUCUUAUUUCCAUUUUACCCCCUUAUCUCCACUUUACCCCCUCCUCUUAUCUCCACUUUACCCCCUCCUCUUAUCUCCAAUUUACCCCCUCCUCUUAUCUACGAUUUACCCCCUCCUCUUAUCUCCACUUUACCCCCUCCUCUUAUCUCCACUUUACCCCCUGCUCUUAUUUCCAUUUUACCCCCUUAUCUCCACUUUACCCCCUCCUCUUAUCUCCACUUUACCCCCUCCUCUUAUCUCCAAUUUACCCCCUCCUCUUAUCUACGAUUUACCCCCUCCUCUUAUCUCCACUUUACCCCCUCCUCUUAUCUCCACUUUACCCCCUCCUCUUAUCUCCGAUUUACCCUCUCCUCUUAUCUCCACUUUACCCCCUCCUCUUAUCUCCACUUUACCCCCUCUUAUCUCCACUUUACCCCCUCUUAUCUCCACUUUAUUCCCCCAUUCCUUACAGAACUUUAUCCUUCCAGUCGUCUAA
Molecule: messenger RNA, 1398 nt
Organism: Neoarius graeffei (lesser salmon catfish)
Lineage: Eukaryota; Metazoa; Chordata; Actinopteri; Siluriformes; Ariidae
Exons: 3
Coding region: 1-1398 (465 amino acids)
Source: RefSeq, a predicted model, not a curated record